GCCGGGACCAGGACCGGGCGGAGAGUGGGAAUCUUUGGCCUGAGGAAAACUUCGGAUCCAGCGCGGACCUGACCUCGUGUGCAGGGGACAAUGUCGGUCACCAGCCACGAGACCAGGAAGUCUCGAUCCAGCUCUGGCUCCAUGAACAUACAGAUUUUCCACAAGCCAGGCCAUGCAGACAGCCUCCUGACCCAUCUGAACUUGCUGCGCCAAAAGUGCCUCUUCACUGAUGUGGUGCUCAAGGCCGGCACUGGGGUUUUCCACUGUCACCGAGCUGUGCUGGCUUCUUGUAGCUACUACUUUGAGGCCAUGUUUGGAGGGGGCCUGAGGGAGAGCAGAGAGGGCCACGUGGACUUUGGGGACAGGCUGCAUCCAGAGGUAUUGGAGUUGUUGCUUGACUAUGCCUACUCCGCCAGGGUGCUCAUCAAUGAAGAGAACGCGGAGUCUCUGCUGGAGGCCGGGGACAUGCUGCAGUUUCACGACAUCCGGGAUGCAGCUGCAGCCUUCUUGGAGAAAAAUCUGCAUCCAACCAAUUGUCUCAAUAUGCUGGCCCUGUCUGAUACCUUUAACUGUGACAGGCUGUUUGAGUUGUCCUGGAGAAUGGCUUUAGCCAGCUUUGCUUCUUUGUACAAGUCUGAAGAUUUCCUGAAACUCCCCAAAGAGAGACUGCUGGAGCUUGUGCAAAGUGAAGACUUGGAAGUGCAGGAGGAAAGCCUGGUCUAUGAAGCGGUCAUUGGGUGGAUCAAGCAUGAGCUGUCUGCCCGGCACGAUGACUUGCCAGAGCUUUUGCGUUCUGUGCGCCUGGCGCUUUUGCCUGAGGCUUACCUCAAAAACCAGGUGGCUCUAGAAGAGGUCGUAAUGAACCACAAACUGGGAGAGGAGAUUGUGGCAGAUGCCGUGCGCUGUAAAAUGAGGCUCCUGCAGAAUGAUGGGCUAGUGACAGGCUUCUGUGCCCGGCCCAGGAAGGUCAGCCAGGCUCUCCUGCUGCUCGGGGGGCAGACAUUCAUGUGUGACAAGAUUUAUACAAUGGACCAGAGAACCAGCGACAUCAUCCUCAGGACAGAUAUCCCUAGUCCCCGGAAGGAGUGUAGUGCUUGCGCCAUUGGCUGCAAAGUCUACGUCACGGGCGGCCGGGGUUCUGAAAACAGCGCCUCCAAGGAUGUGUGGGUCUACGACACCCUUCACGACGAAUGGGCCAAAGCUGCCCCAAUGUUAGUGGCCAGGUUUGGUCACGGUUCUGCCGAGUUGGCUCAUUCUCUCUAUGUAGUUGGGGGCCACACAGCGGUGAGUGGCUCCUUUCCGGCCUCCCCCUCCGUCUCGCUUAAACAGGUUGAACAUUAUGACCCGCAGACUAACAAGUGGACUUUGGUGGCUCCACUCCAGGAAGGGGUGAGCAAUGCUGCCGUGGUAGGGGCAAAGAAGAAGCUUUUUGUUUUUGGUGGUACCAGUGUUAACCAGAUUCAUCUACCCAAAGUGCAGUGCUUCGAUCCCUGUCAGAACCGCUGGACAGCGCCCACCACCUGUCCCCAAGCUUGGAGAUACACUGCGGCUGCUGUGCUGGGCAACCAGGUGAUCGUGAUUGGGGGUGACACGGAGUUCUCAGCCAGUUCUGCCUACCGCUUCCACAGUGACACCUUCCAGUGGUCUAAGUUUGGGGAUGUGACAGCCAGAAGGAUCAGCUGCCGAGCGGUCACCUGUGGAAAUAGACUCUUUGUGGUGGGGGGCUACUGUGGGACUCAGCGCUGCAAAACCCUGGACUGCUACGACCCUUCCUCAGACACCUGGAGCAGCGUCACAACCGUGCCUUAUUCCCUCAUCCCUACGGCAUUUGUCAGCACCUGGAAGUAUCUGUCUGUUUGAAGAUCUCCCCUGCAGGAGAGGGAAAUGAGAAGGGUAAAGACCAGUCUUUCCUAGUUAAGCCUCUGCUAGAGCUCCCCCUUGUUUGCCACACACGGUCCUGGGCCUGUAACGACGAGCCGGAGGACUGAGAUGGUGACGUGGGCUCUUUCUCCAGCUGAGCUUUCACUGAAUUGCUACUUUCUCAAUUCCUGCUGUGGUUUUGCUUUCACUUAAGCCUCCUGAACUAUAUUUAGAUCUCCUUAGCCAUGGAUUUUUGAAGUGUGGUUUGAGAUUAAAUGUCAUCAGUAACUUGGGCCACUUUGUAAAACUACACUUGCGUAAGCUGCUUUCCUCUAAAACAGAUUUAUCUAACCAUAUUGCACAGAUCUUUGGGUUCAGGGGAGGCAAAACCUGCCUCGUAGCAAACCUCAGUAAUACCUCAUGGAUCAGGCAGCGGAAAUGGAAGCUGAGAUUCAGUCUGGUUCAGCCACAGUGAGAACUGGAGCUUGUCUAAUGCCAGUGUGGUCCUAAGGUGGCUUUGCUUGGACGUGCCCCUCAUGGCACCCGUGGGACUUAGUGGCGCUGACACUGACCUUAAACCUUUCAAGUGCUUCUUACUCAUGUUCCAGAUCCUCUAACUUCUUAAUGGGCCAUGAAUUGUAUUAGAGAAACUUAGUGUGCUUCCAGGAUAUCAUACAUAGGUGAAUUAUUUUGUGUCAGAGCAGGAUGGGACCCAAUCUUCUCAGGGCCAAGGACAAUUAAUUUUAAUUAUCCUUUGAAAAACAUGAAAGCUUUCUCUUUGGAAAGGAAAGGACCGUGCCAGGUAUUCUCUGUAUAUCUUAUGGCACCCACCUCAGUGCUGUGCACCUAAUAAAUACUUUUUGAGCUGAAAACAUCUGCCUACACAUACUAAAAGGAGACAGCCCAGUCCUCUAGUCUUGUGAUUCUAAUUGGAAUUUGUUCUCCAUGCCGGCUCUGACUGCAUAAGGUAAUGUUGUUUCCUUCUCUCCUGCUGCCAUCACUAUGCAGCCAUUAACUACAUGCUGCCUUCCUUUAUUCUCACAGGAGGCCUGGGCGUCUAUCCUCAUUUUCUUGCUACAGAGGAUCCUGUUCAGCAGCCAAGUGUUGUCACUCUCGGAAUGUCCUGUCGGCACCAGAGUCCUGCCCGGCAGCUGGGAGGGUGGCAUGUGUGCCGUAUGUGGCUCUAGGAUCAUAGGACCAAGGUGGGCCUGCCACCUACUGAGUGAGAGACUUGACUUAUGUUGGUUAUGUAGAUUUGGGACAGAUGCGAUGAGCCAGUCGGCUGACGAAGGAGAAGGGGCUGGAGACCAUGGGGGGCACCGGGGGGGAGAUGGCGAUCGUUGUCAUUGAUGGAUGAAGUGUGACCAUUGGGAAAGCAGGGAGGCUGACUUUUAGCUGGCACACCGGUGCCUCCCUUCCCAGAUGGAGGUGCUGGUCCCGUUGCUGUCGCUGUGCUCUGAAAUCUGCUUUGUCAGUCGUGACACAUCUUUGUUCAUGUUGGUGGAUUUUGAGCAGUGAAGAAUAUUAACCAGUAUCAACCCUCCUGGUGAAUAUGGUGAAUGAUGAGGCCGAAGAAUCCCACUGUAGUCUAGAAUGAGGCGGGACUAUGAAAUGACAGCUGACUUCAAGUGACUUGAAAACUAGCUGGAGGCAGCUUCCAAAGGUCUCUGCCCUGGAAGCAGCUCUAGAAUCUGCGUGUCACUUUCCAAGAUCAGGCGUUUGAAGAAGACAUCCCUUUUUUGGUAACGUAAGGCUUCACAACUGCAGCCAUCCCUUAUUUAAGAAGAAAAGUCUUCCCUGACAUCUUUCUGUCUUGUUCAGUUCCUUACUUUGACUUUAAUGGAGUUUUUUGUUCUGGUCUGUAUUAACUUUUAAUUAUUAAUUAACAGCAUCCUUUAUUUAAAAAACUAUUAACUACAUCAUUUAUUUAAAAUUUAGAAACAUGUCUGUUUUUCGUCUGUGGAUAAACUUUUUUUUAAAUC
This is a messenger RNA of Vombatus ursinus (common wombat), 3842 nucleotides long. Its product is annotated as ectoderm-neural cortex protein 1-like. Lineage: Eukaryota; Metazoa; Chordata; Mammalia; Diprotodontia; Vombatidae. The transcript is spliced from 2 exons. Bases 91 to 1860 code for a protein of 589 amino acids. The record is from RefSeq and is a predicted model, not a curated record. Gene Ontology annotation, molecular function: protein binding.